AUGUCUUUUCUGUUCCCCUUAAUAGCUGGGAGUUUACGGCGUGGGAGUGGUCUCAAUUCUCAGUUUGGACGUUUGCAACAACACUCAGGCCUAACUUCCGCUGCUGGAGGGAAUGUGAAUGGUGGUCGAGGUAGUCCAUUGGCAGCAGCAGUCACUUCUUCAACAACUGGGAGCUCAUCAACAAACUCUCCCACUGAAUCAGCUUCUAGUAUGUGUAAUUCUAGUGAUACUGCCAGCGCAAUGACCAAUGCAACUGCGGGUCAAAACAUAUGUUUUCGAUGUCGUCGUCCACUUGUCCCUCCGGAAGGUACCACACUUAGUGGCAGUUUAACUUCGACAAACAACGUUGUGACUCUAACAGGCGCUUUAGGUGUAAAACUUCAUGUGGCUUGUUUUACAUGUUAUCGUUGUGCUGCUCCACUGAAGUCAGAUGCUUACUACCACAAUCUACGACGUUUGUUAUGUCCAGCCUGUGUACGUGAUGGGGCUGUCGAGGCAUGUUCAAACUGUCAUAGACCCAUAGGUGAUAGAGUAGUUCACGCUCUUGGGAUGCCCUAUCAUCCCAACUGCUUCGUCUGUGUAGUAUGCGCAGGUAGACUAGAUUCUCGACCUUUUACCAUUGAUGUUCAUGGUCGAUUACAUUGUCUUACUGAUUUUCAUAAACGAUAUGCACCAAGAUGUGCGUCAUGUGGAAGACCAAUUGUACCAGAUGCUGGAUGUCAAGAAGCACGUCGUGUUGUCUCAGGAAACUCAAACUAUCAUUUAGAAUGUUUCGGAGUCCAAACACUACCUCAAAGCUUAAAUAUAAAGUCAUCAGCAUUUAAAGUUAGCGGUAGUAUUGCCAGUUAG
Messenger RNA from Schistosoma spindalis, 849 nucleotides. The record is from the annotation of a GenBank genome assembly. Lineage: Eukaryota; Metazoa; Platyhelminthes; Trematoda; Strigeidida; Schistosomatidae.